CUGGCGCAAUUCCAGAAUUGAAUAAACCAGUCCCAAUGACACACCCUAGCAUGGCGCUACCCUCAGUCCCUCACCCACCCUCUUCACAUUAUUACUGUCGUCUUCCUAAUAACUCGAAUUCCACACACAACAAACUUCACCUUUCGCUUCAAAUUCGUAGCAAAUAUAUUUCAGUAUUUGGAAAGUACUCUUCUCCUUCCUUUGCUAAUACAUAUAUAUGGCAGCAGCCUCAUUGAUUUACUCUCGCUGUAAUUACUCCCCACCAAUUGCUUAUCCCUCUUCUUCCCAACCUUCAUCAUCAUCAUCCUCCCCUUACUCUUUUUCACCCUCUACCCCUAUUUCAAUUUUCACUCCCCUUUCUGGUGCAAACAGAGGACAAAGACACGAGAACCUUAGAGCUCAAGCUAUGAGUACUACCACUCACGGAAUGUCUCCAGCUAGAACCACUGGGAAUCUGAAGAAUGAUCCAGAUCACCUCCUAGUUCUUGUCCAUGGUAUCGGGUCUAGCCCAGGUGACUGGAGUUAUGCAGAGGAAGAGUUAAAGAUGCAUCUUGGAAAAAGCUUUCUUAUUUAUGCAAGUUCAUCAAAUGCUUACUCCAAGACAUAUACUGGGGUUGAUGAAGCUGGAAAGCGAUUAGCUGAUGAAAUCAUGCAAGUUGUAAAGAAGACGAAGAGCCUAAAGCGGAUAUCCUUUUUGGGCCAUUCUCUUGGAGGCCUCUUUGCUAGAUAUGCAAUUGCUGUUCUUUAUUCACCUGAUACCUAUAAUAGUGGCCAACCUCGUGAUCCAGCAAACUGCGCGAUGGAAAAUUCCCAGAGAACUGACUUUUCAAGAGGGAUGAUUGCUGGACUGGAACCAGUGAAUUUUAUUACUUUAGCAACUCCACAUCUUGGUGUAAGGGGAAAAAAACAACUUCCAUUUCUAUUCGGUGUUCCGAUACUAGAAAAGCUUGUUGCACCUAUUGCUCCAUUUUUUAUCGGUCAGACUGGUAGUCAGCUGUUCCUUACUGAUGAUAUACCCAACAAACCACCCCUUCUUUUGAGAAUGGCUUCUGACUGUGAAGACGGAAAAUUCAUAUCUGCACUCGGAGCAUUUAGGUGUCGUGUUGUUUAUGCUAAUGUAUCAUACGAUCAUAUGGUCGGGUGGCGCACGUCCUCUAUAAGGAGGGAAAUCGAACUCGGUAAGCCUCCACGCCAAUCUUUGGAUGGAUACAAGCAUGUUGUUGACGUGAAAUACUGCCCCCCAGUUCCUUCCGAUGAACCUCAAUUUCCUCCCGAGGCAGCGAAAGCAAAGGAAACUGCACAGCAUACACAAAAUAGCUUAGAAUUUCAUGAAAUUAUGGAAGAGGAGAUGAUACGCGGCUUACAGCGAGUAGGAUGGAAAAAAGUUGAUGUCAACUUUCACUCAGCAGUUUGGCCUCUCUUUGCUCAUAGUAACAUGCAUGUGAAAAAGAAAUGGCUUCACAAUGCUGGUGUAGGAGUAGUUGCUCAUGUUGUUGACAGCUUAAGACAGCAAGAAACAUCAUCAACUUUACCAACAUCCUAAUAAAAUGUUGAAUACAUCACUUGUGUAUAGUUGAAAAUUAAAAUCCAAACAAAAGCGAUUCUUAUAUAUUUUUUAAUUAAAAUAAACAUGAAAAACCUCUUCUAAAGUCAAACAAACUAGCUAUGUAAAAGAAAAAGUCAAACAAACUAACUUAGAGUUCAGACAAGAAACACUGCAGACAUGAUGGAAAAAGUGGGGAAUCCAUAUUUUUUGUUCUGUAAACCCUACAGGCUUUAAUUUGUUGGUUUGGUGACAUGGUUAGGCUUUAAUUUAAUUGACAAAAGAAAGCUUAUAUGUACUUUUACUUUCGGUUCUAAAUAUAAAAGAAAGUUAGGUUAGGUGAAUAAAAAUUGAUGUAUUUGAUUGAAAUUUUAAAUUAAAUGUAUCAUAUUUUUUUGGCCAA
Lathyrus oleraceus (garden pea) is the source of this 1946-nucleotide messenger RNA. RefSeq names its product putative lipase ROG1. The record is from RefSeq and is a predicted model, not a curated record. Bases 218 to 1543 code for a protein of 441 amino acids. NCBI's taxonomy places the organism in Eukaryota, Viridiplantae, Streptophyta, Magnoliopsida, Fabales, Fabaceae. The transcript has 11 exons. Gene Ontology annotation, biological process: lipid metabolic process.